Messenger RNA from Solanum pennellii, 1771 nucleotides. Its product is annotated as F-box/kelch-repeat protein At3g23880-like. Bases 104 to 1390 code for a protein of 428 amino acids. The record is from RefSeq and is a predicted model, not a curated record. Lineage: Eukaryota; Viridiplantae; Streptophyta; Magnoliopsida; Solanales; Solanaceae. The transcript has a single exon. Gene Ontology annotation, molecular function: protein binding.
AUAAUUAAAAUAUCUCUUUUCAUUUUUCUCACAUUGUUACAAUUACAAAUGAUCAAUUUAGUUUCCAAAACCAAAAAUUUUCCUAUUUUUCCUAAUCAUAAUCAUGAAUUCAGAUCAAUUUGGUCAAGAAACAAUGUUUUGUUGCCUUCUUCCGGGGGACAUUGUCAUCGAGAUUCUCAUAAGGCUUCCAGUAAAGUCGUUGUCACGAUUCAAAUGUGUAUCAAAACCCUUUUGUUCUUUAAUCAAGAACCCUAAUUUUAUCUCCAAACAUUACGCGAAAAUUACUCAAGAAACACCACCCCAUAUCCUAAUUAUGGGUCGUCAUCAUAAAACUCUUGAAGUAACGUUACGUUUGAUUAAUUCCCUAACUAUACAUCGCGAUAUCAUUACACCUCCUCUUCAUUUCCACGUGCCAUUUGGCAUGACAUCUGAAAAAACAAGAAUAGUUGGCUCAGCCAACGGUUUAAUAUGUCUGAAUCUGAAUAAUCAUAAUGGUGUGGCGAUUGUUAUAUGGAAUCCAGCUAUUAAAAAAUUCAAACCAAUUCCAAAAUCUCCAUAUGUGUCAACCCUAGGUAAACUCACUAUAACGGAUUUAGGGUUUGGUUAUAACCCUAGAAACAACGAUUACAUGAUCGUUAGACUCCUAAACGUUGCUACGUCUAGGAGGAAGUAUGAGGUAGAAGUUUACACGUUGAGUACGAAUUCUUGGAGAAAAAUAACUAGUGAUGGACGCGUUUUACUAGUUAUACGACCAUUCUGGAAGCCAAUGGCUCCCGGAAUGAUCGUAGUAAAAGGUGUAGCUUAUUGGGUAGGAGUUGAAGUUAGAAAUGAAGAAAUGUGUAGCGUUGUUGUUUCAUUAGAAAUGAAUAGUGAGGAAUUGAAAUUUAUUUCACCGCCAAUUGAACAUCAUGGUAUUGUGGUUGACCUAAGGGAAGCAAUAACCCUAAGACUAUUUAAUUUAAAUGAAACAUUGGCUUUGAUUUAUUCAACAAAUCUUGAAAAAGUUGAUAUAUGGAUGAAUAAUGGGUUUGAUUUAUGGGUGUUGGAUGAUAAAAUAAUGAGUUGGAGUAAAAAGUUUAAAGUUGAACCUAUUCAAGGGUUUUUAUUAGAAAGUGGAUUUUGGGAAAAUUCAAAGGCAAUGGUUGCACACGAGAGAAAAGAAAUGUGUUAUGAUGAAAAUGGAGAUUAUGUUUAUACAAAAGGUGAGACUAAAUUAUAUUUGUAUGAUGUUAUUAAUGGUGAUUUUGAUAUUAUUGAAAAUCAUGAACUACGUGCACCAUUUCAAGGUUAUAGUUAUUUGGAGAGUUUAGUGGAUGUGAAUGGAGGUAUUCAUGUUACAAAUGAGGUUGAUUUGUCUAAGUUUUUGGAUUUUGAUCCUUUACUUUUUUGAGUACCCAAAAUUUAUCUUUUUAUUAGCCAAACACAAAUCACUAUUCGAGUGUUGAAAGGUUUUUUUUUUCAUACCAAGGGCAUGAACUCGAAAAUCUGUGUAAGGUAGAGAUUUCAAUCAUUUUUUUCAUACUAAGGGUUUGAGCUCGAGAUCUUUGAUUUAGAAAGAUGGUAAUUUAGCAAGUAAUGUAGUAAGUAACCUAGCAAGUAAUCCUUUUGCAACCAAAAAAAUAUAUUUUUACCUUACACUAAGGUAUAGUUUAGUUUUUAUUAGAUUUGUUAAGAAAAGGAUAUAUUGUAUUCCAUGGUAGUUGUAUUAUGAAUUACUAUUGUAUUGCUCUAUAUGAAAAAGAGAGAAAAUACGUAUAGGUUCAAUUGUAAA